AUGUCUAAAGUCGUGCGGAGUGUGAAGAACGUCACAAAAGGAUAUUCCUCAGUGCAGGUCAAGGUCCGAAAUGCUACUAGUAAUGACCCCUGGGGCCCUACGGGCACCGACAUGUCCGAGAUUGCCGCCAUGACUUUCGGGAGUCCGAACGAGUUCUACGAGAUCAUGGAUAUGCUUGACAAGCGACUCAACGAUAAGGGCAAGAACUGGCGCCACGUGCUGAAGUCACUGAAGGUCUUGGACUACUGUCUCCACGAAGGCUCGGAGUUGGUGGUAACGUGGGCCCGUAAAAACGUCUAUAUUAUCAAGACUUUGCGCGAGUUCACAUAUGUGGACGAGGAAGGAAGGGAUGUUGGCCAGAACGUUCGGGUGGCAGCAAAGGAAUUGACUGCAUUGGUACUGGAUGAAGAUCGCUUGCGCAGUGAACGCUCAGACCGCAAACUCUGGAAGACUCGCGUGAGCGGACUCGAUGAAGGCUACGGAAACUCCCCCGUGGAACCACCGCGCAAAGACCGACGCCGACGCAACGGGGAUGAUGAUUCCGACACUGAAUACCGCUUAGCUAUUGAAGCCAGCAAGGCAGAAGCUGAGGAUGAGCGCAAGCGACGAGCCAAGGAGACAAUGGCAACCCAGGACGAUGAGGAUCUUGCCAAGGCCAUUAAGCUUAGCAGGGAGGAAGAGGACCUCCGAAAGCGCGAAUUGGAAGAGAGCAAUGCCCAGUCUCUCUUCGACGACACCCCAGCUCAAGUUCAGCCAACCGGCUACAACCAGGGCUACCAACAGCAAGGUGCUGUGGACUGGUUCGGCAACCCGAUCAAUGCGCAGCAGCCUAUGACAACUGGCUACCUGAACAACCAGUACGCGCAGCCGACAGGAUUCCAGAACCAGCCCACCGGCAUGAAUAACCCUUACGCCAACGGCUAUCAAGCGCAGCCCUCGGGCUUUGAUCAGAACCCUUACGGCCAGCAACAGAACAACCUUUUGCAACCCCAGGCCACUCUCCAACCCCAGCACACCGCAUUCAACCCCAACAACCCCUAUGGCGGGGAUGUCUUCUCGCAACAGCAGCAACAGCAACAGCAGCAGCAGCAGCCCCAGGAGAACUAUCAAAACGCAGGAAGCAACAACCCAUGGGCCGGAAACCAGCCUCAGCAGCAGCAUUUGCAGCCCGCUGAUGCCCUCAAGCCCAUGCCAACAGGAUCAAAUAACCCCUUCGCUCAGCGUACUCAAACACAGUUCAACAACCAUGCACAAACAGGCCCACCAACACUUAAUUCCUUAUCGGAGGACCGUGCAACGAAUCAGUAUGCCCAGAACAACGCGCAGUAUGGCCAAAGCUCGCUGUUCGCCCAACCCACUCAGCCCAACCCGAUCGCUGGCUUCCAAGCCCCACAGCCACCAAAGAGUACCCCGCCACAGGACCCUCACCAUGCUCGUCUCAACGCCCUUCUCGGGUCAGGCGAAGGCCAGGAUACCUUCGGCAAUGUUGGAGAUCUCCGAAUCCCCGCACAACACACAGCACCUGGCACAUUUGUCAAUUCUGCUGGUCAGGGUUUGGACCGCCUACACGCUGCUCCCACCGGAAACCCAUUCUUCGGCCAACAAUUCACAGGCAUGCCGCAACAGACCGGCUAUGUGCAGCAGCAACAGCAGCAACCUACCAACAACCCUUGGGGAGGACAGCAGCAGCAGCGGCGCGGUGGUAGCCUGAUUGAUCUGUAG
Molecule: messenger RNA, 1722 nt
Organism: Penicillium concentricum
Lineage: Eukaryota; Fungi; Ascomycota; Eurotiomycetes; Eurotiales; Aspergillaceae
Product: epsin
Exons: 4
Coding region: 1-1722 (573 amino acids)
Biological process (GO): actin filament organization; endocytosis
Cellular component (GO): clathrin vesicle coat; endosome; plasma membrane
Molecular function (GO): clathrin binding; phospholipid binding
Source: RefSeq, a predicted model, not a curated record